This is a messenger RNA of Eriocheir sinensis (Chinese mitten crab), 1579 nucleotides long. RefSeq names its product tyrosine-protein phosphatase non-receptor type 22-like. The transcript is spliced from 8 exons. Lineage: Eukaryota; Metazoa; Arthropoda; Malacostraca; Decapoda; Varunidae. Gene Ontology annotation, molecular function: non-membrane spanning protein tyrosine phosphatase activity. The record is from RefSeq and is a predicted model, not a curated record. Gene Ontology annotation, cellular component: cytoplasm; nucleus. The coding region runs from base 939 to 1433 and encodes 164 amino acids. Gene Ontology annotation, biological process: peptidyl-tyrosine dephosphorylation.
UUGGGUGUCUAUCUUAGCUUUAAUAAAUUGAGUUAAUCACGUUGCCAUACUACUGCCAUAAUUCAUACACAGAAUCUGCCAUAAUUUAUAGGCAAAUUCCAUAAUUUUAACAUUGCGGCACAACAAUUUGGUCCGGCUGGCAUCAUGCCCAAAAGAAGAAGAAGAAGAAGAGUUGGUUCAAGGGCCGGCCUGCGUAGCGACAUAAACAUUACUUUUUCUCGUGUUUUCCUUCAAACUACAAUGAAGAGAAGGUCCACAGCCUGUAAGAAGAAGGUGGGCAGUACAGUGACGGCCAGGAAAAGGAAGAAAAACCGCAGAGAAGCCUUCAUAUGACGAAAGUGCCCUUCCACUACACCACCACCACUACCACCACAACCACAACCACUACCACCACAACCACUACCACCACAACCACAACCACCACCAAAUCACCACACUAAGCGUGAAGAUGUCAGGUCGCGACGCGUUGUCCAUCGGCGCACCUUCCAGAACACCAACCAGGUGGUGGAGUUGACCACACCCACCAUUCCCAAGGCUCAACACCACCACCAGUGAGGACAUCAACACCAUUCACCACCAGCAUUGAAACCAGAUCACACCACCACCACCACCAACAACACCAGGCCCCUGCGUUACUGCUGCUAAGAAGAGAUCAUCCCUAUCCACCUCAUCAAACGGGGCUUCGUGGUGCAGUGGUUAGCACACUCGGCUCACAACUGAGAGAGCCCGGGUUCGAUUCCUGGGCGGAGUGGAAAAAUUUGGGCGGCUUUUCCGAUACCCUACACCCCUGUCCACCCAGCAGUGAAUGGGUACCAGAUUGGCUACAGUGAAGGUCGUGGCAGCCAAUCAGAGAGUGUACUGAAACUCCUGCUGUGAGCUACUCCUGAUGCCUGCGCCCUCACCACCCCUGUAAAGGAUGCCCAGCUAACCCAACCUCCAUGCACAAGUGUGAGUGUUACUGGGUCAACGUGCAGGGGGAGGAGCGUCAGUUUGGCAACAUCACCGUUUCCUUCGCCAAGGCUCGCCAGGUCUGCCCGGACUUCAUCGUGAGAACUCUCAAGAUCAACUACAUCACUGACGGAGGCAAUUCUGAGGAGCGCACCAUCUGCCAGUUCCAUUACGUGCUGUGGCCUGACCAUGGGGUGCCAGAGACGGUGCGGCCCCUCCUGGACAUGGUGCGGCUGGUGCGAGACUGCCAGGCCUCCGAGACCCUGCCUGUCCUGGUCCACUGCUCGGCGGGGUGUGGGAGAACGGGAACCAUCUGUGCCAUUGACUACGUGUGGGGGCUCCUCAGGGCUGGGCGGCUGACCGAGAACCUCAACCUCUUUGGGCAGGUGAAGGAGAUGCGUCGGCAGCCAUGGUACAGACGCAGGAGCAGUACAUCCUCCUGCACCGGGCUGUCCGAGAGCUGUUCAAAGAGAGGCUCAAGGUGAUCGCCGCGCACCCCUACGAGAACAUCCCCACAGACGGCAAGCCACUCAUCCUAAGGGAGAAGGAGAACGACCAUGAGGAGCUGUACCUUAGGCCAGAAAAACAGGACGAGAGUGCCAAGCCAGUGCCAGCCUCCACCACGGCCCCC